Molecule: messenger RNA, 2088 nt
Organism: Penicillium nucicola
Lineage: Eukaryota; Fungi; Ascomycota; Eurotiomycetes; Eurotiales; Aspergillaceae
Product: putative C6 transcription factor (Gal4)
Exons: 5
Coding region: 1-2088 (695 amino acids)
Biological process (GO): positive regulation of transcription from RNA polymerase II promoter by galactose; DNA-templated transcription
Cellular component (GO): nucleus
Molecular function (GO): zinc ion binding; RNA polymerase II cis-regulatory region sequence-specific DNA binding; DNA-binding transcription factor activity, RNA polymerase II-specific
Source: RefSeq, a predicted model, not a curated record
AUGGCAAGCACUCGUGAUUCCCAUUCAUUUGCAUGUGAUGAAUGCCGCUUGCGCAAAUCAAGAUGCUCUAAAGAGCGUCCAGUCUGCAUGCAAUGCAGACAGCUGAACAAGGAAUGCAUAUACAGCCCUAAAGUCAGCAGAAGUCCUUUGACUAGGCAACAUUUGACCUAUGUUGAAGAUCGCCUCCACUCAUUUGAAACAGCAUUAGGAAGGCUGUUUCCAGGUGGUGAUUUGGAUGCCACCCUUCGAUCUCUUCUUCAGAACCCGGAGCCCCCCCGAGCUCCCUCAUCCAAGUCCUCUUCAAGGCACUCAACCCCGGCCAAGCAUGAACCAGAGCGGGCUGAACCAGCACCGGAAGCUCUCCCCCAACAAGCCGAUGGCUUUGACUGGGCCGAGAAAGAAAUUACCCUUGGUGAUUUGACUGACGGCAUGGCUGCAUUGUCCAUUAAACCCGAAGGAGCUGGCUACUUUGGUGCUUCUUCAAGUGUUGUACCACUGCGAGCACUUUUUGAUCAUGGAUUUGAUCUCAAUAUACCUGUUCAGUCGGCUAGGUCCGGGGGUAUACCCCUCAAAGCGCAGCUGCUCGAAAGUGCCCCAUCUGGACUUAUCGAACAAGCUUUCAUCGACGCAUAUUUCCUUAACUAUCACACUAGCUAUCCAUUCGUUCACGAGCCUACAUUCAGGGCACAAUUCAAUGAGCCAUCUUUGCGCCCACAUGGGACAGCUUGGCACAUUCUCCUCAACACCAUCCUAGCUCUUGGAGCAUGGAGCAUUGGCGAUGACAGCUCAGACCUUGACAUCACAUUCUACCAAGAAGCCAGAGGCUACUUACAGCAAGCAUCUGUUUUUGAGACUGGUAACUUAACACUGGUCCAGGGACUAUUGUUGCUGAGCAACUAUGCCCAGAAACGGAACAAGCCCAACACCGGAUGGAACUACCUUGGUCUGGCUGUCCGCAUGGCCAUGAGUUUGGGUCUUCACAAAGAGUUCCCUGGCUGGAAAAUUAGCCUGUUGCAAAGAGAGAUUCGAAGAAGAUUGUGGUGGGGAGUAUUCAUUUUUGACAGUGGUGCCGCCAAGACCUUUGGGCGGCCAAUUCUUCUUCCAGAGGCCUGCGUUAUGGAUGCAAAGCAGGUCCUCAAUAUCCAAGAUGAUGCUUUGACCCCUACAACAACCACUCUCCCCAUGGAAUGCUCCGGCCCAACUAUCUACUCCGGGUUGAUCGCUCAAUCCCGCUUCCACCUCCUCACCAAUAGCGUGUACCAGCGCCUCAUAUCGAGCCCUAGUCUCACACCGGAGGAUACUCUCAACCUACAAAAGCCGAUUGAAGAGUGGUAUAACGAUCUUCCAUCAUACCUAAAACACCCCCAACUGUCUCUCUCAGUGCAGCCCGCCCCUUCUGACCCCGACUUCGCACUCGUUCGGAAUAGGUUGCUAUGGCGGAACUGGAAUCUUACCAUCUUAAUCUACAGACCGAUUCUUCUGCGCUGGGCAGCCCGACGCUGGGCACCCCACACUAGCAGUAGUCCAGGGACGUCGGAAAUAGGAGGCGAAGAUCCUUGCGAGACAGAAUGCCGAAUGCGCUGUCUCCAGAAUGCUCGGUUAACCAUCUCUUCUAUCUCUGAGUAUAUGGAAAACUACAUCUGUACUCGACUAGGAGCAUGGUACAUGCUCUACUUCCUCUUCCAAGCCGGCCUAAUUCCAGUCGUCCUCCUAAUGACAGACCCAUCAAACCCAGAAGCCGCCUCCUGGGUGCAAGACAUUGAAACCACAAAGGCCCUCCUAACCCACCCAUCUCUCGGCACCAACCGCUUCGCAACCCGCUGCUACGAAGUAAUCAACCGACUUCUCGGCCCCUCAGCCCCCUCCGCCCCCGGCAUCCUACCAGAAGGAGCCCAGCAGCACGAGGACCAGAAACCUCCUUUCCAAAUGAUGCCCCAACAACAGCAGAAUUUCGUGCCGUUCCCAGGACAGCUGUUUAGUGAUCCCAGCUUCGGUGGGAGUUUAUUCCCCGUCGAACAGCAGAUGCAGAUGCAUAGUCCCGCCGGAAUGGACUUUUCAGAGUGGGUGAAUUUCCCGUCAGCAGAAUGA